Amborella trichopoda is the source of this 1022-nucleotide messenger RNA. NCBI's taxonomy places the organism in Eukaryota, Viridiplantae, Streptophyta, Magnoliopsida, Amborellales, Amborellaceae. The record is from RefSeq and is a predicted model, not a curated record.
GGAACGAAUAAUUCUUCAUUAAUGUUUCAGGAAUGAGGCUUGGGAAUCUGUAUUGUGACCCUUCAAUUGCUAACGGUAUCCACAAGAUCACUGCACGACAGAGAUGGACGCCCAGCCAGAUGCAGCUUCAAAUUCUUGAGAGCAUAUUCGACCAGGGAAAUGGGACCCCAAGUAAACAGAAGAUAAAAGAGAUCACUUCAGAGCUAACCCAACAUGGCCCAAUUUCUGAAACUAAUGUUUAUAAUUGGUUCCAAAACAGGAGGGCCAGGUCGAAAAGGAAACAGCAGGUGCAUUUUUCAAGCAAUGCAGAAUCAGAAGUGGAAACUGAGACUGAAUCUCCCAAAGAAAAGAAAGCUAAGUUGGAUAACAUAAAUUCCCAUGAAAAUCAAACCUCAAGGGUGGAGGAUUUAUGCUUUCAGAGUCCAGAAGUGAGCUCUGAUGGGCAAUCUAUGGACCAACUUCCCAACAAAACAAAAUGUGGGCUACAAUCAAAUGAUAGCUCGAAGUGUUUGAAUGGUUUUGGCCAUAUUUCCUUCUACGAGAAUGUCGUUUCAAAUUCAAACCCAAGAGUGGAUCAUCUCAUGGGACAUAUGGAAGAUGCGGGCAGCUAUGAUCCCUUCCAUACAGGAGACGGCUAUGACAUGUAGGGUUGGUAUAUUCCCCUUCAUCAGCUUUAAUGUUGUCUGCUUUCUACCACAUUCCGAUAUAUUGGCUUGCCAUUUAAUGGAGUGGAGAGAAAUUUUUAACUUCUAAGCACAGGCAGAGCCCAACGAGAAUCGUUAUACAAAUCAUUAAAUGUGGUAACAGAUUUACCAUGAUAUACACGGUAUAGUGUAGAGAUAGAAUAACUUUACUGUGAACUUGUUGGCAAUUUGGAGCAGCUAAUCCUCAGGCUGAGACCUGUUUUAAACUUUUGAUUUGACUUCAUUGUGUGGUUUUGUGGUUGUCUGGGAACUAAUUAUAUGCAACAUGAUCCAUGCUCAUGAUUACUUUCCUUCAUAAUUGAUGGGUCUCUUGUUUAA